AUGGGUGAUAUCAUACGCAUCAAACGGCACCAUUACGUUCACUUGCUGGAUAACAACACCAAUGUAACACGAUGCAUAGUGGGGCCGCUAGUGUACACACGCAAAGGGCAUGAGCGAUGUCUCUUUGAACCGCUGCCCUGCAUUGUGGUACCGCCACGGUGCUUCUGUGUCGUGCAAAACCCGUGCGUGCGCGACGAGGCUGGACAGCCGGUCCUGGAGGCAAACACAAGUGUGCGGUUGCGCAUGGGUGAGGAGGAGAUUCGCUUUGAGCAGCAACCGUUCCCGUUGCAACCGGGAGAGAAGCUCAAGUGCGAAAAUGGUAAUUGGCUCUCCACGCUGAAGGUGAUUCCCCCCAACAAGGGCUACCACGUCCGAUGUGUGUGCGACUUUACCGACGGCGUGCGCGGGCUCGUGCGCGCCGGCACGGAGUGGAUGGUGGAAGGCCCGCAGACAUACGUGCCGCGUGUUGAGGUGGAAGUGGUGCGCGAGGUGGCUGCGCACGCCGUCAAUGCCAACACGGCGCUGCAGCUACGCGCGUUGAUGGACUUCACCGACCGUGGCGGGGUGCGGCGACGGGCCGGUGAGACGUGGCUGAACGAGACAGUAGGUGCGUACCUCCCUGCUGUCGAAGAGGAAAUUGUUGGGACAGUCAACGGCAUCGUGCUGAGCGACAGCCAAGCGAUUCAUCUUGAGGCGCGGCACAACUUCACCGACGUGUACGGAAAUUCACACAGGGCGGGGGAGCGGUGGCUCGUUACUAACAAGGACGCACCCAUACAUAUUCCUGACGUGCAUGAAAGUGUUAUUGCCACGGUGCAGGCGAUUGUACUGAAUGGGAAACAAUACUGCGUGAUGGAGAACCCAGUGGGAAGUGAUGGUGUAAUUCAGCUUGGCAAGCAGAGUGUGCGCAGAGGACCGUGCAGCUUCUUUCUUCACCCCGGUGAGAAACUCGUUGGUGGUGUGCAGCCGGUGAAGGUGAUUGGAAAAGAUGAAGCGCUGCUGCUGCAAGCUGUGGAGACUGUCAAGGAGGGCGGUGAGGAUGGCCGCUUGCGCCGUCCUGGCGAGAAGUGGAUGCUGUGGGGCGCCGCGGAGUAUGUCCCCGAAGUGGGUGUUCGCAUAAUCGAGCAGCGAAGUGUGAUUGCACUGGACAAAAAUGAAGGUAUCUACGUAAUGGACACGACGACAGGCGUAGUGCGGGCGGUGAUUGGGGAGCCGUAUAUGCUUAAUGAACAUGAGGUGCUCUGGGAUAAGAAUCUCUCGCCGGAGGUAGAGGCGUUGCUCGCCUGCCCCGAUGGUCGUCGUACACAAGGUGAAAGGGACCCCAACUUUGUUAGCACCCGCGUGCGACACCGUAUUGUGCGCUUUAAUGUCCAACACAAUGCGGCAGUUCAGAUCUAUGACUACAAGCAGAAGAAACCGCGCGUUGUUUCUGGACCGAACUUAAUCAUUCUUUCUCCAGAUGAGGAGUUCACAGUCCUCUCGCUCAGUGGGGGCAAACCAAAAGUACCAAAUGUGGUUCAGUGCCUGCAGCUCUUCCUGGGUCCGCGUUUCUCGAGCGACACGGUUGUCGUGGAGACAUCCGAUCACGCCCGCUUGCAGCUUAACUUGUCUUACAAUUGGUAUUUCGAUGUAGACCGUGUGGCUCCCGACGCAAAGAUCUUCUCCGUGCCGGAUUUUGUUGGAGACUGCUGCAAGACGAUUGCCUCGCGCGUGCGUGGCGCCGUGGCGGCCGAAGAUUUCGACUCAUUUCACCGUAACUCUGCAAAAAUCAUCCGAGAGGCGGUUUUUGGCUGCGAUGCAGAUGGAAACAUUAAAAACUCUCUGUGCUUCCCCACCAAUAACUUGGUCGUGACAAACAUUGACAUCCAGUCCGUAGAGCCGACUGAUGCCAAGACACGGGAUAGUCUACAGAAGUCGGUGCAGCUUGCCAUUGAGAUUACGACCAAGUCGCAGGAAGCGGCCGCGCGCCACGGCAAGGAGCGCAAGGACCAGGAGGCGAAGGGAAAGCUGGAGCGACAGAAGCUGCUCGACAAGAUUGAGGUAGAACGGACCAAGACAAGAUGGCUGGAGCUGCAGGCGCAAAGCGAGGCGGUUCAGGCAAGCGGCCAGUCUGUUGCGGAGGCCAAGGCCAAGGCAGAAUCUCUUCUUAUCGAAGUCGAGUCUGAAUUGAAACAGGCGCAGAUGCGGGCCAAGGCGUAUCAAAUAACGGCGGAUUCAGAGUUUAAGAAACAGAAACAGAAGCAGGACCUCGAACUGGAGCUUGCAAGACGUCAGAACGAGCUGGAGAUUGCCAAGGCUCGUCAGUUGGCAGAAACGGAGGCAGAGAGGGUACGCCGCAUGGUGAGUGCCAUUGGGCGGGAGACACUCGUGUCGCUUGCGCGGGCGGGGCCGGAGAUGCAGGCGAAACUGCUUGGUGGGUUGGGCCUCAAGGGCUAUCUCAUCACAGACGGGAAAUCGCCUGUGAAUCUUUUCAACACCGCCCAAGGCUUGCUUGGCGGCAGCACGCAGGAAAAUCCGUAG
Trypanosoma grayi is the source of this 2520-nucleotide messenger RNA. Its product is annotated as major vault protein. NCBI's taxonomy places the organism in Eukaryota, Euglenozoa, Kinetoplastea, Trypanosomatida, Trypanosomatidae. The transcript has a single exon. Bases 1 to 2520 code for a protein of 839 amino acids. The record is from RefSeq and is a predicted model, not a curated record. Gene Ontology annotation, cellular component: nucleus; cytoplasm.